This is a messenger RNA of Erigeron canadensis, 1237 nucleotides long. Its product is annotated as OVARIAN TUMOR DOMAIN-containing deubiquitinating enzyme 12. Bases 292 to 1014 code for a protein of 240 amino acids. The transcript has 10 exons. NCBI's taxonomy places the organism in Eukaryota, Viridiplantae, Streptophyta, Magnoliopsida, Asterales, Asteraceae. The record is from RefSeq and is a predicted model, not a curated record. Gene Ontology annotation, biological process: protein deubiquitination. Gene Ontology annotation, molecular function: cysteine-type deubiquitinase activity.
CCAAAUAAACGUUUCCCUGUUGUUGGCUCGCUCUGGUCUUUUUCAACCAUCUCCCGUGUGCUAGAAAGUCAAUAAACCAGUCGAUCUGACAGUUUAUCUAACUUUUUACCUCUCCUCAUAUCUUUCCUUUUUUUUACACAUCAAAUAUAAUUAAAUUAAACGUACGUAUACAAAUACAUAGACAUAUCUAUCAUAUCUCCCCACAUAAUUCGCAACAGCAACAGCAACAGCACGUUAUUCUUAUAUAUUAUUAGGAAUAAGAGAGCUCGAUACCUUGUGAUAAAUUUUGGUAUGAUGAGAAAUGGAAACCAAGGGGGGCAUUCAUCGGAUCAUCAUCAUCAGACGAGUGUUGGUGAAUGUUCUAGCUCAACUAAUUCGUUGAGCAGCAGUCAACCGGAUGUUGAAGAUGACGGGAUGAUUGCUGCUAUGUUAUCUGAAGAGUAUGCUAAGAUAGAUGGUUCCGUUGGUAGGCGGCUUACUAAUCUCGAACCUGUUCGGCAUGUACCGCGGAUUAAUUCGUUUAUUCCCAAUAUAAGUGAUGCUAGUUUGGAUCAUCAACGGUUGAGCCAGAGGUUGCAAGUUUACGGUUUGUAUGAAGUGAAAGUCUCUGGGGACGGAAAUUGUCAGUUCCGUGCAGUUUCUGAUCAGCUCUACAGAUCACCUGAGUAUCACAAACAUGUCCGGAAGGAGGUUGUGAAGCAGCUGAAGGACUGCCGUUCUCUGUAUGAAGGCUAUGUUCCAAUGAAGUACAAGAAGUAUUACAAAAAAAUAUCCAAAACAGGUGAAUGGGGAGAUCACGUAACCCUACAAGCAGCUGCUGAUAGGUUUGCUGCCAAGAUAUGUCUUUUAACCUCAUUCAGAGAGACAUGCUUUAUAGAAAUCACUCCACAACAUCGGGCACCUGAGCGAGAACUGUGGCUAAGCUUUUGGUCUGAGGUGCACUACAACUCACUUUAUGAGAUCCGAGAAGCUAUGGUGCAGCAUAAGCCAAGGAAGAAGCAUUGGUUGUUUUAAGGAGACAUAUUAUAGUAUCUGGGACCGGGGUAUAUUUUUUUCUUUUUGUUGUAUUUAAGAAUGGAAUAGCUUCAAUGUUUCGUUUCUGUUCAUUGUUAUACAUUAAUAAACAAAGUACCAAAAGCCAUACAACAAGGUGAUGUACAUUCAUGUGUAAGUUUUGUUUUAAAUACAGUGUCUGAAUUGCAACACAUUGUUUUAAAAAAUGCAUCAGCUUGAAUUG